AUGUUAGAGAGGUUGGCAGGUCAUUCUCCUUAUUGCUUUCUGGACGGAUAUUCAGGAUACAAUAAGAUAGUUAUUUCUCCAGAAGACCAAGAGAAAACAAUAUUCACAUGCCCUUAUAGAACUUCUGCGUUUAGAAGGAUGCCAUUUGGUCUAUGCAACGCACCUACAACCUUUCAACGAUGCAUGAUGACUAUCUUUUCUGACAUGGAAGAAAAGUACAUUGAGAUUUUCAUGGAUGAUUUUUUUGUGUUUGGAGAUUUAUUUGAUGACUUCUUGGAUCGAUUGUCUCUUGUAUUGCAAAGAUGCAAAGAGAAGAAUUUGGUGCUCAAUUGGAAAAAGUGUCACUUUAUGGUAAAGGAGGGGAUAGUGCUAGACCGCAGGAUUUCCUCAAAGGGCAUUGAAGUUAAUAAAAUCAAAAUACAAGUGAUUGAAAAAUUGCAGCAUCCUAAUUCAGUUAAGGAGAUCAGAAGCUUCUUAGGACAUGUAGGGUUUUACAAAAUGUUCAUUCAAGAUUUCUCAAAAAUUAAAAAACCUCUAGGUAAUCUACUGGAGAAGGAUAUGUCAUUUCACUUUUUUGAUGAAUGCUUAAAUGCCUUUAAUAUUUUAAAAGAAAAGUUAACUUCUGCACCUGUAAUAAUAGCACCUGAUUGGGAUCUACCUUUCGAACUUAUGUGUGAUGCUAGUGAGUUUGCAGUGGGAGCGGUGCUUGGCCAACGUAAAGGAAAAGUCGUACAUAAGAAGGAUGCUAAACCUAGGCUGAUUCGAUGGGUUCUAUUACUGCAAGAAUUUGACAUUAAAAUUCAUGACAAAAAGGAUACAAAAAAUCAGGUAGCGGAUCAUUUAUCAAGACUGGAGCAACUGUGUGAUUUAAAUGAUGUGGAUAUUAAUGAGGUCUUUCUAGAUGAGCAGUUAUUGCAGAUAGAAAAGGCUCCGUGGAGAGGGUCAGACCAGGUCAUUAGGAGAUGUGUACCAGAGGAUGAGAUGAAACCGAUCCUUGCACGGGUUCAUGCUUCGGCUUAUGGAGGAUACUUUGGCCCCACUAAAACAGCAGCAAAGGUGUUUCAAUGUGGUUUCUUUUGGCCUACACUAUUCAAGGACUGCCACAAUUUCUGUAGGUCAUGUGAUAAGUGUCAGAGAACAGGUGACAUAUCAGCGCGUCACGAGAUGCCACUUAACAAUAUUUUGGAAGUGGAAAUAUUUGAUGUCUGGGGGGUUGAUUUUAUGGGUCCUUUUCCAUCAUCUUAUAACAAUCAGUACAUCCUAGCGGCAAUGGACUAUGUCUCUAAAUGGGUAGAAGUUAAAGGAUUGCGUACAAAUGACGCAAUGGUGGUGGUAGACUUCAUAAAGAAACGCAUCUUUAACCGCUAUGGAUCACUUAGGGCCAUAAUAAGUGAUGGUGGAACUCACUUCCGCAAUUGGUUAUUCCAGGCAGUGUUUACCGUACCUCCGGCCCCUAUGUUAGGCGGCCGUAAUAUUUUGUUACGUUCUACCGCUGUUACGCCAGAAAUAAAAGGUUCCACACGAGCUCCCGUUCUGCGGCGUGGUGGCAGGACCGCUAGGGGAGUGGCUCCGGGUGUAGAUAGGGUGAAAUCUGCAGAGGUCAUGCAAAUAAAUAGGCCCCUUCCCUUCUCUUUUGGAUGA
This is a messenger RNA of Olea europaea var. sylvestris, 1641 nucleotides long. RefSeq lists its product as uncharacterized. Lineage: Eukaryota; Viridiplantae; Streptophyta; Magnoliopsida; Lamiales; Oleaceae. The transcript is spliced from 3 exons. Gene Ontology annotation, biological process: DNA integration. Bases 1 to 1641 code for a protein of 546 amino acids. The record is from RefSeq and is a predicted model, not a curated record. Gene Ontology annotation, molecular function: nucleic acid binding.